Molecule: messenger RNA, 2351 nt
Organism: Urocitellus parryii (Arctic ground squirrel)
Lineage: Eukaryota; Metazoa; Chordata; Mammalia; Rodentia; Sciuridae
Gene: Hcn3
Product: hyperpolarization activated cyclic nucleotide gated potassium channel 3
Biological process (GO): regulation of membrane depolarization; potassium ion transmembrane transport; sodium ion transmembrane transport
Cellular component (GO): membrane; axon; HCN channel complex
Molecular function (GO): voltage-gated potassium channel activity
Source: RefSeq, a predicted model, not a curated record
CAUGGAGGCGGAGCAGCGGCCAGCGGCGGGGGCCGGCGAAGGGACGACCCCUGGGCUGGAGGCGGCGCCUCCCACUGCUCCCACUCCCGCGACCGCGGCCUCAGGUCCGAUCCCCGGGUCAGCUCCCGAGCCUAAGAGGAGGCAGCUCGGGACGCUACUGCAGCCCACGGUCAACAAGUUCUCUCUUCGGGUAUUCGGCAGCCACAAAGCAGUGGAAAUCGAGCAGGAGAGGGUGAAGUCAGCGGGGGCCUGGAUCAUCCACCCCUACAGCGACUUCCGGUUUUACUGGGACUUGAUCAUGCUGCUGCUGAUGGUGGGGAACCUCAUCGUACUUCCUGUGGGCAUCACCUUCUUCAAGGAGGAGAACUCCCCUCCCUGGAUUGUCUUCAAUGUCCUUUCUGAUACUUUCUUCCUGCUGGAUCUGGUACUCAACUUCCGCACCGGCAUCGUGGUAGAGGAAGGCGCAGAGAUCCUUCUGGCACCGCGGGCCAUCCGCACGCGCUACCUCCGCACCUGGUUCCUGGUUGACCUCAUAUCUUCCAUCCCCGUGGAUUACAUUUUCUUGGUGGUGGAACUGGAGCCACGGCUGGACGCUGAGGUCUACAAGACGGCGCGCGCCCUGCGCAUCGUUCGGUUCACCAAGAUCCUCAGCCUGCUGCGGCUGCUCCGCCUCUCCCGCCUCAUCCGCUACAUUCACCAGUGGGAGGAGAUCUUUCACAUGACCUAUGACCUGGCCAGCGCUGUGGUUCGUAUCUUCAACCUCAUUGGGAUGAUGCUCCUGCUCUGUCACUGGGAUGGCUGUCUGCAGUUCCUGGUCCCCAUGCUGCAGGACUUCCCUCCUGACUGCUGGGUUUCUAUGAACCGCAUGGUGAACCACUCGUGGGGCCGCCAGUACUCCCAUGCCCUGUUCAAGGCCAUGAGCCACAUGCUGUGCAUUGGCUAUGGGCAGCAGGCUCCCGUGGGCAUGCCCGACGUCUGGCUCACCAUGCUCAGCAUGAUCGUGGGCGCUACRUGCUACGCCAUGUUCAUCGGUCACGCCACUGCCCUCAUCCAGUCCCUGGAUUCUUCGAGGCGUCAGUAUCAGGAGAAGUAUAAGCAGGUGGAGCAGUACAUGUCCUUCCACAAGCUGCCGGCUGACACCCGGCAGCGCAUCCAUGAGUACUAUGAGCACCGCUACCAGGGCAAGAUGUUCGACGAGGAGAGCAUCCUGGGCGAGCUGAGCGAACCACUGCGGGAGGAGAUCAUUAAUUUCACCUGCCGAGGCCUGGUGGCCCAUAUGCCACUGUUCGCCCAUGCUGACCCCAGCUUCGUCACCGCGGUGCUCACCAAGCUACGCUUUGAGGUCUUCCAGCCGGGGGACCUUGUGGUGCGUGAGGGCUCCGUGGGCAGGAAGAUGUACUUCAUCCAGCACGGGCUGCUCAGUGUGCUGGCACGUGGUGCCCGGGACACCCGCCUCACUGAUGGAUCCUACUUUGGGGAGAUCUGCCUGUUGACCCGGGGCCGGCGCACAGCCAGUGUGCGGGCCGACACCUACUGCCGACUCUACUCACUUAGUGUGGACCACUUCAAUGCAGUGCUUGAGGAGUUUCCUAUGAUGCGCAGGGCUUUUGAGACCGUGGCAAUGGAUCGGCUGCGCCGCAUAGGCAAGAAGAAUUCCAUACUGCAACGGAAGCGCUCCGAGCCAAGCCCAGGCAGCAGUGGCGGUAUCAUGGAGCAGCAUUUGGUGCAACACGACAGGGACAUGGCUCGGGGAGUCCGGGGUCUGGCUCCAGGCACCGGAGCUCGGCUCAGUGGGAAGCCAGUGCUGUGGGAACCGCUUGUGCAUGCCCCUCUACAGGCAGCUGCUGUGACCUCCAAUGUGGCCAUUGCUCUGACUCACCAGCGGGGCCCCCUGCCUCUCUCCCCAGAUUCUCCAGCCACCCUCCUUGCUCGCUCUGCUCGACUCUCAGCAGGCUCCCCAGCUUCCCCACUGGUGCCUGUCCGAGGCGGCCCUCUGCUGGCUCGGGGGCCAUGGGCAUCCACCUCCCGCUUGCCUGCCCCACCAGUUCGAACCCUCCAUGCCAGCCUAUCCAGGGCAGGGCGCUCCCAGGUGUCCCUGCUGGGCCCUCCACCAGGAGGAGGUAGCCGGCGGUUAGGACCUCGGGGCCGCCCACUCUCAGCCUCCCAACCCUCUUUGCCUCAGCGGGCAACAGGCGAUGGCUCUCCUGGGCGGAAGGGCUCUGGAAGUGAGCGGCUGCCCCCCUCAGGCCUCCUAGCCAAGCCUCCAGGGACAGCCCAGUCCCCCAGGCCACCAGUGCCUGAGCCAGCCACGCCCCGGGGCCCCCAGCUCUCUGCCAACAUGUGAAACCUUU